Messenger RNA from Schistosoma haematobium, 7395 nucleotides. RefSeq names its product Translocation protein S62. Gene Ontology annotation, biological process: post-translational protein targeting to membrane, translocation. The record is from RefSeq and is a predicted model, not a curated record. Bases 6524 to 7126 code for a protein of 200 amino acids. NCBI's taxonomy places the organism in Eukaryota, Metazoa, Platyhelminthes, Trematoda, Strigeidida, Schistosomatidae. The transcript is spliced from 2 exons. Gene Ontology annotation, cellular component: endoplasmic reticulum; endoplasmic reticulum membrane.
GUACAAUCGUAGCAUGCAUCCAGCAACAUCUGCGUGUAGACUUUAUCUUGAGAGAGGACAUAAAACGACUCAGUUCAAUGUAUCCACUUGACUGGGAUCCAGCUGCACGCAAUCUUCAUUUGCUAGCAGGUCAAGGGGUUAUGGCGACAGCGACUAUACAUAUAGCUCCGAACGGUUCAAUCAGUCUUGUGAAAAUUAGGAAAUCAUCCAAUCCAGAUCAUCCCAAUCCACAUUUGGCAGAACCACGUAAUUUUGUUCCACCGAUUUCGUGGUCUUUAGAUGAGUGGUUGAUGGAAAUCAAUGACUUUUGUAACUCAGUCAUCCCAACAAGCUAACUAUUUUCAAUCUACUUAUGCAAUUCCAUCUCAAUUUUCUCACCCGACAAUACCUAUUUUUUAACUGUGAGAUUGUUAUUUCUAAUGCUUUUAAUAAAUGUACAUACCUGGUGCCACAAAUUCAUAAUUGACUUUGCAUGUAAAUAUGCUUUACUGCACAUGUUUACAGCCAAACUAUAGUCUCUUGUGUAUGGAUACGGAACAUCCAGCGAGGAAUUGAUGUUUACCGUAUACUUUAGUAUGUGUGUCGACUGAGGCGGUUAACUGCUGAUUCGAAUGACGCUUCAUCCAAUUUAGAUAUCUGGUGUAAUAGUUGUACGCAUUAACAGAUUUUACUCGAAUUCCUUUUCUUACCGAAAUUCAUUUUAUUUUGGACUACUUUGCGUGAUUUCUGAUAGUGGUUGGAUUCUGCGGAAAUUCACUGAUGUUAUGAACUUGCUUUAAUUCAUAGGAAAAGGAUCACCAUUUGAUAAGCAGUAAAAAAUUGCUCCAGUAUAAAAUCUGGAGACCGGUAACUCUGGGUCAUGAGAACUCGAUGAUAAAUAGUUUAAGAUCACAUUGUUACUACUCGUUUUUAAAAUAAUAUUUUCUGAUGGUCAAGCUAUCCAGCUCAGAGAACAACACUCCAGCGAAACCACUCACCUGGGCCACAAAUCUUCAUUUCAACGUCCACGUAGCUUGGAACACUACAAAUUUAUAUAUGGUAACAAGUUGUCAGUAGUCGCGUCCUGUUAGAAUUUCGGUAAAUGUACCUUUUAGAUAUAUUUUGUGAUGACGGCUCGACGAUUGGAUACGCAUAGAAACUAUGAAGUUUCAAUUAGUUCAAAUUAAAAAUAUCACUAAUGAAAUUCUGUUCGCCAUCUAGUAUAUAUUAAAAAUUAAAAAAUUACCACGAUAUUUUGCAACAUGGUGAGACUUCUCUUCAAGCAAAAUUAAAAAUGAAACAACUCUUGAAAUCUGAUUCGUCUUAUUAAAUGAGUAGUUAACGAUGGAAGAGUUAUAAAUUCUUUAGGUAAGUUAUCCUGAGCCAUCACACAUCAACAAAACUGCGUUACGUUCAGACCACUUAGUAUGUAUUCAGUAGUCUAUAACUUAAAUUUAAAAUCGAUAAGCUUAUUAUUUUGUUGGUGAUAGAAUACCUGAUGGAGGGUCUGUGUGCGCUGUUUCGAUCUCCGGAGAAUUCGGUGGCAUUGGUCUAUUCAAGAGCUCUCCAAAGAGUCCUGCUUCGAUGUUUUGGUAAUCUUGACAAACAUUGAUCGGUUCUUCUUCCUUGUUAUCGACUAGUCGCUUUGGUCUACUAUAUUUCCCUGCAAGCGUUUUGGUUGUGUCACAGUUCUCCCGUACGUUUUUUAUCUUGAAGCUUAUUUUGCUGUAGUUGUCAGGUCCUUUGUACAUUUCCGCUUGUCAGCUCGAGUACUCUUCUUCACUCGUUUGUUUGCCACUGUAUAUUUGGCCUGUCUUGGCCUUCUCUGCUGUUGUUGGCUGCUGUCUUCUUGUUUCUCCUUUCUUGAAUCCUGGUCAGGCUGUUUACUAAGACCCUUUCCUUAUCCUGGUGCUUCUUGAGACCCAGCAUCUCUCGGUAUGUCGAAGUUAUUGCUUCUUUAAUCCAUUUCCAAUUGUUCCCCAUAAUGGUUUUCUUUUCUAAUAGAUCGUGUAAGGCUUAGAACGUUUUUCUGAGAUUUAUCUUGAACUCAAUGAGCUUGUUAGUAUCUUCAAGGAAGGCUGUAUCGGACUUUUGUGGUGUCGCUUGUCCAAUGCUUUUUUAGCUUCAGCUUGCUUGGUCACCACUAGGCGGUGAUCUGAAGCCAUGUCAGCUCCUCUCUUUGUUCUUACGUUUCCAGUUAAUCUCCCGAAUGUCUUAUGCAUGUAUAUGUGCCUAAUCUAGUUUCCCGCAGUGUGCUCUGGUGGGACCCGUGUAGGUUUAUGGAUCCGUUUGUGGGGAAAAUUACUACCGCCUCUGAUCACGUUGUUGGAAGCAUACAGAUCUACCAGUCCCUCGCCAUUCUCGUUCCAUUCUUCUACUCCAUGUGGCCAUUAGGUUUGUUCUCAAUCGUGUUGCAGGUCCCGACCGUAGCUUUCAGGUCCCCCAUAAGGAUGGUUAGGUGUGUUCCUGGGCAUCAAUUUGGGGUGAACUACAGCCUCGCAACAAACUGGUCUUUAUCACCUUCUCUGCCAUCAUUUGUGAGCGAAUAGCACCGAAUAAAAUUCACUGCAACCCUUUGCUUCUCUGUUUCAAGGAUGCCUCGAUGAUCCUGGAACCGUAGGUUUUCCAUCCCGUAAGCGCUUCUCGUCCUUCUUUUGACAGCACCAGUACAACUUGAGCAUUUAGAGCAUUUUCUUCUUCAUGACCAGAAUACAACAACAUCUUCCUUGGCGCCGUUCUUUUUGUUCAGAUUGUGUCUGAUGGGUUUCAGUUAUUUCAAACACGGUCAAGUUGUAUCUUUCCAUUUCCGCCACUAUUUAAAUGGUUGUCCCAGUCCACCACAUCGUCCGGAUAUUCCACGUGUCUAUAUUAUUUGUUGCUCUGGUUUUCAUAAGGACUAUCGACCUCGUGAUUUUCGAAGAAUCUCGGCCUCCACCAUGAAUCACCAUCCUCUAUAUGAAGACCCUUUAACUAUAAAUGCAGAGUUUAAAUGGUUUAAACGAUCUUUUCCGGUGAGGUCUUUUCUAGACGUGAAAAUGGUAACCCUUCUCUCUCAUCUGCGCUUAGGUGGAGCAGUGACCAUAGAGGGGCUACUGGUGGGGUCGGAGCCACGGUUAUUAUGAGAAUGAUAUACCACGACUUCUAUCCACUAGUGUUUCAGUUAAAACUCGCUUCUGCCAGCUCUUUUCAGCUCUUAAAACACUCCAGCCGAGUACAGAUUCUUUUUGUUGGUUAGCGCGUGUUACGCUUGCUUAGCCAUUAGCUAUUCUGACGUUUGACACGAAAGUAGGCUGGAAGAAGCUUGGAGUAUCCGAUUCAAGAAGUAAAAUCAGUUAAUGAUGUCAUCGGCUGUUGGUGGAAUCCAAAUCAACAGGUAUCGACCUCCUGAUUGGAGUUCAUACAACACUGAUAAUCAGGGGUUGAAGACAGAUGACUUGGCACAAAUCAGUCGUGAUAGAUCAUUGUUUGUGAGUUGCUCUCUAAAUUUUAGGAUAGAUACCAUUAAUAGCCUUCAUUGGAACAGCAUAUUUCAUGUUUAGGUCUCCAUUGAUUCUAUCUUACACUUCUUCCUUUUGUCCUCUUUCCUCUUGUUGACGGGAAAUGUCCCGACCGUAGCUGCUACCUUGUCAUCGUGGCCUAGCUUGCCGAUUGUGAUCACUCAGCCAAGCUAUAUCGGCUGGAAUACGUAUUCCUUUAAAUUCCAUCAUACCAGCCAGGUCGGUUGUAGAGUGGUUGGAUUAGGAGCAGUAACUGAAAACUCGAGGGCAAAGUCGUACUGCUGACUGUGGAAGGAUGUGACAGCAGAGAGAUGUUUCCUUUGAACACAUUACAUCUUCAGAGAUGUUUCCUCCUCACAAGGAAGAUCAAACGCUUCCCAUAAAAACGCCGUUCGAGACCGGCCGCAAGCAGUUGUCCCUUGAGCUUUGUGGUCACGAUUCCUGGUCGCUAAAGCCACCAAUAAUCUGGGCUGGUUCCAGAUCUGAAGGUGGAUGUAUAGAUCAAUGAUUCACCUUUUUGCACGUUUUGGAAAAUAGACGUACUUCUCGACGUCCGACUAUCGUUGUAUUCCUUUACCUUGUGGAGGAGGAAUUAGUUACUCCAAGUGGUGUCCUUCAAGUUUGUUUGCUUUUCCCAUUUUUAUUUAACUUUUUCAUAGACAUGCUCUUAGAGAUAACACUUUCGCAGUCUUACUUUACAAGGGUUGAUCUUCUACCAGAAGAUUCACUUGUUGACUUGGAAUACGCAGACGAUAUAAUUCUGUUCGGUGAAAACGAUGACAGAAUACAGUCUUCCGACCAGCUUAAGCAACAAUGCAAACAUGUUUGGGAUGCGGUUACCUUCCCCAAAUGCGAAUUGUUGCUUAAGAAUUGGUUUGAGUCAGAACCUGAAUUAUUGAUAGGGAUUGAAGUAGUUGGACGCAUCGACUGCUUCACUUAUCUUGAGAGUCUCAACAGUCUCAAUGAUCUACUGUCUGAUGAAAUCUCGGCACGAACUUGGAAGUCUUGAUUAGUUUUUGUCUACUUGCAUCACUUGUGGCGUGGGCGAGAUAUCCGUUUGCAAACCAAAGGACGUGUUUACGUAGUAGCAAUUCGCUCCGUGUGAAAGAAGCACAUUAAGAAUAGAGGAUAUUCAUAGGUAGCUAGUAUUCGACCCUAGAUUUCUUCGAACAAUUGCUCGUGAAAUUUCGGACCACUGAGCAAUCAUCGUCUGGGUUAGAAACUAUUCACUUCUUAUGUGGUUUAUUGGCCUUAACAACGUUGAUGUUGGCAUAUCAAACAUUACCUAUAGAAGCUUCUCAUAUGCUGCACUUGAUUGCUUACUCCCGUUACUCUUUGUGGGGCAGCUUUGGCCGUCCACCAGAAUUCUCCACCGAACUCUGUCCUGAACAAUCCUUUGCAGUUGCUAUUCAUCCUUUUCAUGUCUGUUUCCAAUUCUCGACACAGUGUUCUUUUGCCUUAAUCCUUUACGUUUCGAUUCAGGAUUCAAAGUUACCACUUGUUACAGUUUGAUUAUUCCCGCAAUUUAUUUCCUAUCCGCUUCAAGAGUCUUUUCCUAAUUUCCUCUUCAACUGGAAGCUGGUUUUUUUCUUCCACAGUUGGCUGUUACUGAUUGUUUCCGAUCAACGGACAUUGAGCAUCUUUCACAGAAAAUUGUUUAGAAGCACGUGUACCUUUUUGUACUGCACUUACAACGUACAAUUUAAAUUUAAAGAUAAUAAUAAGUAUAUAGAUAGAUCUAUGAUGUUUAAAUAGUAUAAAGGAGACUAGGUCGGAGAGCUUAGCCAAUGCAAACAUCCUGAGUCUACGAAUCGGAAUAGUUUAGCUUAUCUUGUCAUUGUGUCUUUGAUCCUUCGUUCCGUUCACCGCUUUUAGGUGAUCUCUUAACCACUUCAAAUAUAACAGGAGUUUGGCCUGACAAUUUCAUCGCUGUGCUAAUGAGUUAUUGCAACUUGAACCGAUGGACAUAUGUACGAGGUUCCACGUUGCGACUGACUGAUGUGAAAUGUGACGACUUGAACUGAUGGACACGUACGAAGUCCUAAGUAAAUGAUGACUGACUUACCUGGUCGGACGACUUAAUCCAAACUUUCAGCCGAUAUUUGUAUGCUUGGAACCUAUGUUACAUCAAUUUAAGGAAAUUCAUACCUUUUACUUACAUUGAGUAUGACUCGGAGUCGUGUUUAUGAAUUGGUAGUUUGUCACUGAGUCGCAUCUAUGGUGAUAUUUUGAUUAUACGCCGGUGAGAAUGCUGCGACUUAAUCUAGAUCAGUGUUCCGUUUUAUUUGUUCAUUUCAAGGUACACAGGACACUUAGUACUUGUAUCAAAUAAGAACAAAAUCUAUAUUGUAUUUGUAUUUGGUAUUUGUAAGGACGUGUUUGCGUCAAUGAAGGUGUUAAUUGGUUUUGAUUCAAUAAAAAUGGUUCGCAUUAUCAUUGUAAGGUAUCCAAGACUAAUAAACAGAGCUCUUUCUGUACUUGCAGAUUAGAUUUUGAAUAUGUCUGAAAAGAAACGGAAGCAGCGGUUAGCUGGUGAUAAACUCAAUGAAAACCCACUGAAGCCUACACUAGAAGAAAUCGAUGUUGCGAAUUACUUACAUAAAAAGCUACCAUCUAAAGAAGGGCGUCUCUCAGGAAUGAUUGUUCGCACAUUCGUAGCAAUGGAAGCCAUCGAGUUACUGAUGAAUUCCCAUUGGGCUAGACCAAAUGACGAUGCCAAACCAACUCUUUUUACAAGUCAAACUACUGCAGUUAAUUUCAUGACAACUUUGUUUCAGAAGCAAAUGUUUCAGCGGUAUCUAAACACGUGAAGUGCUCAUAAUCUUUAUUUUAGUGCAGUUCGUGUCAAGAAAAAGUCCACUAAACACCGAGAAGAUGCGAAAUCAUUGAAGCCUAAACUGAAAAAGCUUACAGAUGGAAAGCUUGUCACCAGUAAAAAUGUUGUCGACGCGACUUCAGAUGAAAAUUUGAGUUCUCAAGAUCAUGAUUCUAAAUCGCCCAAAUUUGGCAUUUUCUCAUCCAUCUCUUCCAGUAUUAACGAAUUCACAAUGAAAUCUCCCAAUAAGAAACCCAUGCGACUAGAAAUUGUGGACGAGCAAAAAUUUGUACUUGAUGAUCCACACACAUUUUAUGUUUGGAUCUAUGAACCACCACCGGGACUAUUUACAUGGUUGGCUGGUGCAUCUUUAAUUAUUGGGAUUAUACUAUGUUGUUUAUUUCCUAUUUGGCCAUCAGAACUACGCCAAGGUGCAUAUUAUUUGACUAUAACUGCUUCAGGACUUUUAGGUCUUUUACUUUUCGUAGGAUUAUUGCGUUUCUGUUUUUAUUUGCUUGUCUGGUUAUCUACUUUAGGUCAAUACAGUUUUUGGAUAUUUCCUAAUUAUUUUGAAGACUGUGGUUUCUUCGAGUCAUUUCGUCCAUUGUAUUCACUUAAGCAUGCAUCUGAUGUUCUAGCACCAUCAAAUAAGAGAAGCAAAUCGAAAGUAAAGUCAAUUAGUGAUGUAUCCACUAUUAAUUUCGCCACGAGCAGUAGCAAUACUAGUAUUGUUCCUGGUAGUGAUGCUAAUAUUGUCCAAUUAUUAUGUACAAAAUCACCUGAGGAGGUUAAAGUGAGAAAGGUGUUAAAGAAAGAUAUAAUAAUCAAUGAAUAAAUUUAUUCCUAGUUACUUCAUUUUUUUUCCUUAUUUUCCCUUUCAAUGUUAUCAUGGUAACUGUAUUGCACUCUUAUCAUAGGUAUGCUUAUUGCAACGUUAUUCAUCUAUAUUUUUACUCCAUAUUUCAGCUGAAUAUAAUUUUUUCGUAAUAAAGUUUUCAAAAUUACACUUGUGAUACGUGUGCCGAAAAUGAGAAUUUUGUCUCUUUUAUGCGAAUUGUUUAAUAUUGUAGUUUAACAUCGAAUAAAUGAAGGUUAAAUGGUUAG